GGUGGCGGAGCAGUGCUGGGGCUGGCUGGGGCCUCGGUUCAAGUUGCACACACGCUGAGCCGGCAGCUAGAACCAGAAUCCACAAGAGCCUUUCACAUGGAGCUGUUUAUUUUCCAGCCUGAGGUUGUCUAGACAAUUGGCGAGCUGCAUUGAAUCUAUCUCUUUAUCAAUUAAAACAGCAGCAGAGAUAAAUAAUGUACCUUUGCUGGAGCCGCCACAGAAACCGUGGGCUUAGGCUCUUCCAGCCAGUUCAGGAAGGAGCUGAGCGAGAUGUCAGCCCCAGGAAGGAACUUAGAUGCCUUGGAGAUUGAUGCCUCAGGGGAUUUUCUGCAGAGACCGUGCAGGGUCUGGGCUAGGGGAGCGGAAAGGACUCCCAUUAGGUAAAUAGAGCCUGUGUCCUAUGGCAGCGGGCACUAAGGAACUCACCAGAAUAAGCCAAUGACAUUCCUCAUUUGGCCUGAGCGGCUUGGAGUCAGGAAGUCAGAGCACAGAAAAUCCAGCAGCUCUCCGAGGGCUCCAUGUUUGGCCACGGACUGAAGCACUUGUUCCACAGCCGCCGCCGGUCGCGGGAGAGGGAGCAUCAGGCGUCUCAGGAUUCCCAGCAGCAGCCGCCACAGCAGGGCAUGUCUGACCAUGACUCCCCGGACGAGAAGGAGCGCUCCCCAGAGAUGCACCGCGUCUCCUACGCCAUGUCCCUGCACGACCUGCCCGCGCGGCCCACCGCCUUCAACCGCGUGCUGCAGCAGAUCCGCUCGCGGCCCUCCAUCAAGCGCGGUGCCAGCCUGCACAGCAGCGGAGGGGGCGGCAGCGGCGGGGGCAGCAGCCGGCGCACCAAGAGCAGCUCCCUGGAGCCCCAGCGGGGCAGCCCCCACCUGCUGCGCAAGGCCCCCCAGGACAGCAGCCUGGCCGCCAUCCUGCACCAGCACCAGUGCCGUCCCCGCUCCUCCUCCACCACCGACACCGCCCUGCUGCUGGCGGAUGGCAGCAAUGUGUACCUCCUGGCGGAGGAAGCCGAGGGCAUAGGGGACAAGGGCGACAAGGGAGACCUGGUGUCCCUGAGCCUUCCCUCCGGCUCCGGCCAUGGUGACACUGAUGGUCCCAUCAGCCUGGACGUGCCAGAUGGGGCACCAGACCCCCAGCGGACCAAGGCCGCCAUCGACCACCUGCAUCAGAAGAUCUUGAAGAUCACCGAGCAGAUCAAGAUCGAGCAGGAGGCGCGGGACGACAACGUGGCCGAGUACCUGAAGCUGGCCAACAACGCGGACAAGCAGCAGGUGUCCCGCAUCAAGCAGGUGUUCGAGAAGAAGAACCAGAAGUCAGCCCAGACCAUCGCGCAGCUGCACAAGAAGCUGGAGCACUACCGCCGGCGCCUCAAGGAGAUCGAGCAGAACGGACCCUCGCGGCAGCCCAAGGACGUGCUGCGGGACAUGCAGCAGGGGCUGAAGGACGUGGGGGCCAACGUGCGCGCGGGCAUCAGCGGCUUCGGGGGCGGCGUGGUGGAGGGCGUCAAGGGCAGCCUGUCCGGCCUCUCGCAGGCCACCCACAGCGCGGUGGUGUCCAAGCCCCGGGAGUUCGCCAGCCUCAUCCGCAACAAGUUCGGCAGCGCCGACAACAUUGCCCACCUGAAGGACCCCCUGGAAGACGGGCCCCCAGAGGAGGCGUCCCGGGCCCUGAGUGGCAGCGCUACCCUGGUGUCCAGCCCCAAGUACGGCAGCGAUGACGAGUGCUCCAGCGCCAGCGCCAGCUCCGCAGGGGCGGGCAGCAACUCCGGGGCGGGGCCUGGGGGCGCGCUGGGAAGCCCCAAGUCCACUACGCUGUUCGGAGCCCCCGGAAACCUGGACUCUCUGCUAGAGGAGCUGCGGGAGAUCAAGGACGGACAGUCGCACCUGGAGGACUCCAUGGAGGACAUGAAGACUCAGCUGCAGAGGGACUAUACCUACAUGACCCAGUGCCUACAGGAGGAGCGCUACAGGUACGAGCGGCUAGAGGAGCAGCUCAAUGACCUCACCGAGCUUCACCAGAACGAGAUGACCAACCUGAAGCAGGAGCUGGCCAGCAUGGAGGAGAAGGUGGCCUACCAAUCCUACGAGAGGGCUCGGGACAUCCAGGAGGCCGUGGAGUCCUGCCUGACCCGAGUCACCAAGCUGGAGCUGCAGCAGCAGCAGCAGCAGGUGGUGCAGCUGGAGGGCGUGGAGAACGCCAACGCGCGGGCGCUGCUGGGCAAGUUCAUCAACGUGAUCCUGGCGCUCAUGGCUGUGCUGCUGGUUUUCGUGUCCACUGUUGCCAACUUCAUCACGCCCCUCAUGAAGACACGCCUGCGCAUCACCAGCACCGCCCUCCUGGUCCUCGUCCUCUUCCUCCUCUGGAAGCACUGGGACUCCCUCACCUACCUCCUGGAGCAUGUGCUGCUGCCCAGCUGAGCGGCCAGCCUGCCCUUGCUCCAUGCUUUCUGGCCCCCAGGGGCCACACAGCUCCAGGAGGGACUCUGGGACUCCUGAGUCCCUCGGACUUUUUUGUGUGUCUGGUUUGGCCUCCUGCCCAAACUGUCCAUUCCAACGGCUCCUGCCCCUUCUCCAUACUUCCUUCUGUCCGACACCCUCUCCCUCCUGUCCUGAAGGGGGCUGAGAGUAUGACCCUGGCUGGAGACUGCGGGGACACUUGUGGCCAAGUGGAGCCGAGGUGGACACUGGGACUGGAUUGUUUUGGUGACCUACAGUCAAACAGGACUUCUCCCAGCUGACCUCAGGAUGCCCCAGCUCAGGAAGGCCACAAAGAACAGGAGAAGGCAAAGGCUCUGCCUCGACUUUCCUAGGGAAGAGCUCACCCUGGAGACAGCCACAGUUCCAAGUAAGAGAGGGAGGAGGCUGUGCUGGUCCCAGAGGAGGAGGCUGUGCUGGUCCCUGCUGUCACAGGAAGGGGAGGGUCCAUGGCCUUUGGUAUCUCUAGGGCCAGAGAGCAAGCUCAGAGUGGCUACUCAGGAGUUGAGCCCACCCCUUCCUGCCAGAGCUGAUUUGAGGCUGGCCUCUGGCCCUUCAGGAUCUGCAGGAGGCUGGCUCUGGAGGCUGGGCGGGGUGUGGCUUUGGAUUUGUUUUCUCUGCUAGUCUUUCUGCCUGCCUGUCACUGCUAUUUUCAGGGAAACGGGGCCCCAGAGGCCCUGAGUCUCAGUCCAAGCCCUUUGGCCUUUGGGAACACAUUGGGUCCUAUUUAUUUAUUUAUUUGUUCCUUUAGAACCUUACCCCCACAUCUGUCCCACUGAGCUCCAGGGAGAGGACCGCCCUGCCCUCCCUCUGAAGCCAGGGCUUAUUCUCAGCUCAUCGGCACCUCCAUGCCAUAUAGCCUCUGCAUAAUCCUGGGAGAAGUGGGGGGCAGCCACCCAGCCCCACUCUCCCCCGCAGUCCUGGCUGGGUGGGAGAAGCGUGGCCUCUCUUUUAUAUGUCUAUUUAUUUUGUACGUGUGUAUUUGUGGGGAGGAGGUUGUGUGUUGCUUUAUUUUUUUAAGGCUCUGGAGUGUUGUGUAUGGUUUCUGUCCCCAUCCCAGCCUCCCCACGGCACUUCCAAGCACAGAGGGGAUUUCUCGGAACAAGAGCGAGGAAUCCCCUGGAGCAGGGAAAAGCAGUGCCUGCCAGCUGUUGUGGACCUUCCCAAGAAAUAAAUAUCCUCUAAAUUUUCAAACCA
This is a messenger RNA of Ictidomys tridecemlineatus (thirteen-lined ground squirrel), 3674 nucleotides long. It is a transcript of the gene Tmcc2, whose product is annotated as transmembrane and coiled-coil domain family 2. Gene Ontology annotation, biological process: amyloid precursor protein metabolic process. The record is from RefSeq and is a predicted model, not a curated record. Gene Ontology annotation, cellular component: endomembrane system. NCBI's taxonomy places the organism in Eukaryota, Metazoa, Chordata, Mammalia, Rodentia, Sciuridae.